AUGGCGCUCUUGGGCCUAUCGCUGGUUUUGGCUUCUGUGGUUUACGCAGCUAUCUGGAGGCCGCCCUUCAUCCAAUCUCUUCUAUCGAUAUGGCGCGGCGACCCUCAGAUCCAACAACCCCCAACGACGCGCCGUCCCUCUCCAGCGGAUAUCAUAGUAGAACAUGAGGAAGAGGAAGAUCAGUCAGCCGCUACGACGACAACUGGUCGUGAUACAUCGUCAACUGCGACGGCCCAAAGACCCGUUGUGGUUGCUGCUGCUGACAGGGCAGCUAUGCCUCCGCCUCCUAAGCUCAUAAUGCAUCAACCGAAGGAAACCGCAAUGAAUUCGCAAGCCGACUCCUCUCCCUCGCCGCAGACGACUCCUAAAGCCACAGCUUCAGUCCAACUCAACAGCGAUAAUAUACCCUCAUUCUCUCUCUCAUCCGACCCUCCUGCUUCCGCAGCUGCCAUCGCCCGCGCCGUUGAAGCCAACACCUCGCCCUCUGCCCUACCUACUUUCUCCGCGCCUUCCCCUCCUCUCGAACCACUUGCUCCAGGAAAAACCUCCAUGGCACCACCCCCUCGUCCCCCAACCCUUAAUAACACCGGACCUUCCCUCCUAGGCGUGCCUCCCCGCGGCCCCAUCCCUAACCGGCACCAAUACGACCGGCAACCCGGAACCUCCACCCUCGCUCCGCCUCCCACGCACUCCUCGAAGCCCGCCAAACCCUCGCGCAAAGUAACCCUCUCCCCAGGCCGCAGUCCGCUAGACUGGGCGCGUUUAUCCGCUAAUCCAUCUGCGGACCUGCGCAACCUCGGCCUCGGGGCGCCGUACCUGCGAGUGCCGCCGAGUCUACUGCGACGACAGACGGGGCGCAAAGGCAAGGACGCGUGGACGGCGCUGGGCGGGCGCGUGUACAAUAUCACGCCGUAUCUACCGUUCCACCCGGGCGGCGAACCGGAGUUAUUACGCGUAGCGGGGCGCGACGGGACGAAGUUGUUCGGGGAGAUACAUCCUUGGGUUAACUACGAGACGAUGCUGUCGAGUUGUCUGAUUGGGCUACUGGUUGAGGAGCAUGAGGCGCAGAGUACAGGGGAGAUGGAAGCUAUGGACUGA
Messenger RNA from Daldinia childiae, 1098 nucleotides. RefSeq names its product Cytochrome b5 reductase 4. Gene Ontology annotation, molecular function: heme binding. The transcript has a single exon. The coding region runs from base 1 to 1098 and encodes 365 amino acids. NCBI's taxonomy places the organism in Eukaryota, Fungi, Ascomycota, Sordariomycetes, Xylariales, Hypoxylaceae. The record is from RefSeq and is a predicted model, not a curated record.